Molecule: messenger RNA, 726 nt
Organism: Sclerotinia sclerotiorum 1980 UF-70
Lineage: Eukaryota; Fungi; Ascomycota; Leotiomycetes; Helotiales; Sclerotiniaceae
Exons: 1
Coding region: 1-726 (241 amino acids)
Source: RefSeq, a predicted model, not a curated record
AUGUCUACCGAUGAAAUUAUCUCUCCCCGAAGCGGGAUCCCUCCUAUCCUCAAAUGCCCAUUCGAGAUUAGGUUGAUGAUUUACCGACACUUGAUCCCUUCAAUCGACCCUUCGGCAGACUUUAACUGGACUUCGGCUUGGGAUCCGAAUCACCCCAAAUCUCGCUGCGAAGAACAUGAACUCUACUCACCGCCUAUACUUCACACAAAUCAAAUGAUCUAUCGAGAAGUCUUGAACGAACUCUAUUGUUUCCUACCUUAUCGGACGUCGAUCAGCAACUAUGGUAUCCGAUUCUUGGGCUACACAUUCAUCAAACCACCACCAGCUUUCCAGUAUGUCCACACGCUGGACCUCACGAUUCAAAUCAACAGCUAUUCUCAUGCAAAAAUUGCCAAUAUCUUGAAAUCCUGCGUGGAGACUACCUGCGCAAAUGGACAAUUACGUCGCCUACAAAUUGGUCUCUCGUUUAGUUUGCAAUUUUUUCAAACAAAUAGGGGGAAUCCAAAGGAUCUUUGCAAGAUGUUGGAGAAGAACCUCUACCCGUUAAGGAGGAACCUUCGUCGCCUAAACCAAUUCGUCAUCAGAAGAUUGACCGAGAAAGAUAUUUCGAGUUCCAAUCGAAAUAUUUCGAGUUCUUUUGUGGUAGAACGAGAGGAGUUCUUGGAUACUGUUCAAGGGUUCAUGAACCAGUUGGCAAGAGAAGUGAUGGGUCGCUGCAAUUCUUAG